Molecule: messenger RNA, 1582 nt
Organism: Elgaria multicarinata webbii
Lineage: Eukaryota; Metazoa; Chordata; Lepidosauria; Squamata; Anguidae
Gene: ENO3
Product: enolase 3
Exons: 11
Coding region: 26-1330 (434 amino acids)
Biological process (GO): glycolytic process
Cellular component (GO): phosphopyruvate hydratase complex
Molecular function (GO): phosphopyruvate hydratase activity; magnesium ion binding
Source: RefSeq, a predicted model, not a curated record
UCUUGCCUCCAUCCUCCCCACAGCCAUGUCUAUCCAGAAGAUCCAUGCCCGUGAAAUCCUCGACUCUCGGGGGAACCCGACGGUGGAGGUCGAUUUGCACACUGGCAAGGGCCGGUUCCGGGCUGCUGUGCCCAGCGGGGCCUCCACUGGCAUCUACGAGGCCCUGGAGCUCCGGGAUGGGGACAAGGCCAGGUACCUGGGCAAAGGGGUGUUGAAAGCCGUGGAACACAUCAACAAGACCAUCGCCCCCGCCUUGAUUGAGAAGAAGAUUAGCGUGGUUGAGCAGGAGAAGAUCGACAAAAUCAUGAUCGACUUGGAUGGAACAGAGAACAAAUCCAAGUUUGGGGCCAAUGCCAUCCUGGGGGUAUCGCUCGCCGUCUGCAAGGCCGGUGCAGCGGAGAAAGGCGUCCACCUCUACCGCCACAUUGCUGACCUGGCCGGCAACAAGGAAGUCAUCCUGCCUGUCCCCGCAUUCAAUGUGAUCAACGGGGGCUCCCAUGCUGGGAACAAGCUAGCGAUGCAAGAGUUCAUGAUCCUGCCUGUGGGGGCGAGCACCUUCAAGGAGGCCAUGAGGAUUGGGGCCGAAGUCUACCACAACCUGAAGGCCGUCAUCAAGAGCAAAUACGGGAAGGACGCCACCAACGUGGGCGACGAGGGCGGCUUUGCCCCCAACAUCCUGGAGAACAACGAAGCCUUGGAGCUGCUGAAGAGCGCCAUCGAGAAAGCCGGCUACCCGGACAAGGUGGUCAUCGGCAUGGACGUGGCGGCCUCCGAGUUCUUCCGCAAAGGCCAGUACGACCUGGACUUCAAGUCCCCCGACGACCCCAAGCGCUACAUCUCUGGCGACAAGCUGGGCGAGCUGUACCAGAGCUUCAUCAAGAACUACCCCGUGGUUUCCAUCGAGGACCCCUUUGACCAGGACGACUGGGAGACGUGGAAGUCGUUCCUGACGAAGGUGCAGAUCCAGAUCGUGGGGGAUGACUUGACUGUCACCAACCCCAAGCGGAUCCAGAAAGCGGUGGAGCAGAAAGCCUGCAACUGCCUCCUGCUCAAGGUCAACCAGAUCGGCUCCGUCACCGAGUCCAUCCAGGCCUGCAAACUGGCCCAGACGAACGGCUGGGGGGUCAUGGUGAGCCACCGCUCCGGGGAAACGGAGGACACCUUCAUUGCUGACCUGGUUGUGGGACUCUGCACAGGACAGAUCAAAACCGGAGCCCCCUGCCGGUCCGAGCGUCUGGCCAAGUACAACCAGCUGAUGAGAAUCGAGGAAGAGCUGGGGGAGAAGGCACAUUUCGCCGGUCGCAAAUUCCGGCACCCCAUGGCCAAGUAAACCAUGGCUCUGGCCUACGGCUCCGCCCCAGGGGAAAAGAGCUCCGCAGAGACCCGAAACCAACGGCCUCCCACCUGGGGCGCUGUGCUGCUGUGCACCCGAGGGGCGUCGAGAACAUCCACCGGGGCCGUUUGGACUCCAUCCUGGUUUUGCAUUCAGGGCCCUGUGUGAAUGCACUCACAGCGCACCUGUGGAGCUGCUGCCCCAUCCCACCUUGGGGCCAUGAAUAAAACGCCCGCUGUGCCAAACCAA